Molecule: messenger RNA, 1494 nt
Organism: Fusarium mangiferae
Lineage: Eukaryota; Fungi; Ascomycota; Sordariomycetes; Hypocreales; Nectriaceae
Exons: 5
Coding region: 1-1494 (497 amino acids)
Molecular function (GO): monooxygenase activity; iron ion binding; oxidoreductase activity, acting on paired donors, with incorporation or reduction of molecular oxygen
Source: RefSeq, a predicted model, not a curated record
AUGGAUGUCAGCAAACACGCCACCUCGCUAUUUGCGGGACAGUCUCCUUUGGCAGGAGCUCUGCUUGUCGCUAUCGUUGCAUUAGUGCUUCUGAUGUUAAUCGUGCCGAAAGACAAUAUCCCUGUUAUCAACAAAUAUCCCAACGACUGGUUCUUGAGCAAGGCUCAUAUGGCUUUCAUCACUAAUGCUGACGGUCUCAUCAAACAAGGGUUUGCCAAGUUUAAUAAGCCAUUUCGCAUGAUCACACUCUUGGGAGAUAGAAUUGUCCUCCCUGCAGACCAUUUCGAAUGGAUGAGACGUCAUGGUCCUCAUCUCGAUCACCAACCGCUGGUGUCUAAGGACUUUUUCGCAGGUUACCCUGGCUUUGAUGGAACAGCAGCCAUAUCGGACCCAUCUAAACUUUUGGCCAAUGUUAUCAAGAAGAAGCUUGUUCAAAACCACCAUGUUAGCAAGCUUCACAACAUGGUGCGAAAAGACUUACUGGCAGCUUGGACCGAACAGAGUGAUGGUACAGAAUGGAAGGCAGUUGACUGGGCCAAGGAUGGUGUCAGCUUUAUCAGCCGAAUGUCCGCGUCCGUCUUUGUGGGCGAGGAGCUGUCGCGCGACGAGACAUGGCAGCAGGUCAGCACUAACUACGGUAUGACUGUGUUCCUUGCAGCUCGCGCGUUGCGAGCCUGGCCACGAUUUCUGAGACCUAUUGUACAAUGGUUCCUCCCCGCUUGCAAGAGCUGCAGAGCAGAAGUCCAGCGCGCUCGCGAAGUCUUGCAAAAGAACCUCGCUAAAAGGGCGGCGGAAGACAAAGAGCACGACGAUUCUAUUACCUGGUUCGGUGAGAUCGCGGGAGGUAAGAGCUAUGAUCCUGUCGCCGCCCAGCUUGGAAUGUCUAUGGCUGCUGUUGUCACUACCUCGGAGCUUUUGAAGCAGACAAUCAUUGAGAUAUGCGCCCAUGACCUGGCAACUCCACUACGAGAGGAGAUAGAAGCCGUGGUUGCUGAGCAUGGAUGGUCUCCUGCUGCUCUGACCAAUAUGCGCUUGCUCGACAGUGUCAUCAAGGAGACACAGAGGUUAAACUCUGCAGUUAUAGUCAAUCUCGACCGUCAGGUCCUGUCGCCGGUCACUCUGCCCAAUGGCCAGUACCUACCCAAAGGCACUGCUAUAUCAAUCUACAUGUCGCAGCUCCGCAACCCUGAGGUAUAUGACAACCCAGAUACCUUCGAUGCAUACCGCUAUGUGAAGCUUCGUGCGCAGGGCGGAAAGUGGAUCUACGCCAGUUCGGCUACCUCGACGAGUGAGGAUCAUUUUGUGUUUGGUAUUGGUAAACCUAUUUGCCCAGGACGAUUCUUUGCUAUCGCCGAGAUCAAGACAGCUAUUGCUACCAUCUUGCUAGACUAUGAUCUGCGCCUAGCUGAGGGAUAUACACCGAAGCUGAUGCCAUUUGGCUUUGAAUUGUUCGCGGAUCCUGGAGUCCAAUUGGAGGUCAAGCGGAGAUUAUAG